AGGUAUUUGUGUCCCUGUUCUCGGAGUGACGGGUGAAUUGACCAGGACCUUGACGCAGAGGCAAAUUGGUUUAUAGCAACCCUUUAAAACAGAAGCAAAAUACGUCUCGCCUGGCCAUCAGUCCUUUUCUUGAUCUGCAGCCUUUUUCUAGAACUAGGAAACAAUACAAGCAACGGCGCCGCGUUCCUGGUUCAACUUCUCAUCCGGCGACAGGAUAGGUACGCAAGAAGAUCAUAUCAUGUCCAACCGCGUUGCCCUCUACUUCUUUCCACCAACAUGGGAGAAUCACCCAGUUGACGGUCGCAUCCAACUUGGCAACGCGGUUUCAGAGCCAAAGAAUGUGGAACAUCCGCUAUACCUAGCUGCUCCACCUCUGGAUCCCGAACAAAACGGUGAGAAGAUCUACUUGGACGAGAAAAAGGGAUGUGAGUUCCCCAUUGGACAGCGAGAAGGAAAAGGGGCCGAAGCCUGGGUGGGCUUUUUGGACAAGUUUUCCUUCAAGGUCAGCGGCAAUAAACUCGAGAGCAACGAGGGGCGCUUUUCUUUCCUCGAAGUCAAGACUAAAACAUUUGACCCCUCACCCGAAUAUCUAUCCAAAGUGAUAAAGCACGCUCAUGUCCAGAUGUUCCUCAAGCGCAAAAAGACCUUCUAUGUCGUCACAGGCGUCAAGGCAGUCUCGGGCGCAAGUGCCACAUCAUCCACUGCAACGGGAAGCUCCGCGGGUGUUGGGGUCACUGCUGAUGCUUUGGGCUCCGAUGGACUCCCUCUAGGCAUUGGUGCCAAGGUCGAGAGGGAGAAAGAACGGCAUGGUGGUUUCAGCUUCAGUAGCAGUAGCGACUUUGUGUUUGCUUACCGGCUGAGAAAGGUCACAGUGAGCAGAAAUAUGGAGGUCAAAGAGGAAUCGGACUACAACAAGGGGGCUAUGCUAGGUGAUCGUGAGCCGAUUACCGUGGAAGAUGGGGUGUCAUUUGCAAUUUCCCACUGGGAGGAUGUGGAGCUGAAAGAUGAAUGGAGCGUCACGACUGUUGUCGAGGGCGGUGAGGAAUUACUUUACGUAUUCCCGCCCAAGUGAUUAAGGAAAGACCAGAGAAUUGAGAGGAAGGACCCUCGGCAGAAAUGCCGCUCCUGAGUAUCGCUGAGACCGCGCCGCACCCCUCAAGGCUGGUGAAGCCAAUGGGAUGACCCUUUGUGAACUUGAUUACUUCAUGGCUGCAGUAGCUGCAUAAUGUACCCCUACAUGCAUGCGAUGUGCGUUAGAAGGUAUGUUCGCCCAUGACAAUCAAGGGGGUGUACGGAGUAGAACCAUCCAUGUUUGCCCAGACCUCGCCCCGUCAAACGAAAUGGAAAAUAAUGGCUUAUGCCUUGUGUAGCCACUCGUCAUUUCUUGUUUGUCGCCUCCUUCUUUCACUUUUGUUUCUCGUUCAUAUUAG
This is a messenger RNA of Pyricularia oryzae 70-15, 1430 nucleotides long. RefSeq lists its product as uncharacterized. The transcript has 2 exons. Lineage: Eukaryota; Fungi; Ascomycota; Sordariomycetes; Magnaporthales; Pyriculariaceae. The record is from RefSeq and is a predicted model, not a curated record. Bases 239 to 1072 code for a protein of 277 amino acids.